AUGUCAAGUUUAAAACUGAAAGAAGCAGCACUUAUCUAUCUAGACAGAAGUGGAGGCCUCCAAAAAUUCAUUGAAGAUUGCAAACAUUACAAUGAUUCAAAACAAAGUUAUGCUGUCUACCGAUUCAAUAUUUUAAUAAAUCCCUCUGAUGUUGUUCAAUUAGAUGCUGAACUUGGAAAUCACAUUUUACAUCAACCCUUGAAAGCUGCUCAUGUUUUUCAGUCAGUCUGUUUUAUUGCGGUUAAGACCCUCUCAUUAAUUGGACAAUUACAAACUGAAACUCAAAUUAAUAUAGUGCUGAAAUUAACACAUUUACCUCCUCUGCCAAGUUAUGUGCUUGAUCUUUGUAAGUUUCCACUUGACUAUACAUCCCAGAGAUUUUAUAUGAUGCAAGGAAUUGUAAUUGCAAUGACAACUGUAACCAAGUAUACACAAGGUGCAAGAUUCCUUUGUUCAGAUGAAGCGUGCCCACUUUCACAAGGGUUCCAAUAUAUAAGAGUGCAUGUGCCUGGUGCUACAGAAUCUGCAACAGUAAGAAAUGACUUCUUGUGUAAGCUGUGUGCUUCUUCACUUCAAGAAGACAGAAAAUUUAGAGUACUUGGUGAUAAACAGAUUGUUGAAGUAAUUUCCACAAAGGCACUCCGGGCUUUUCAACGAGUUUCUAACAACCAGCCAUUCAGGUUUCAAUCUCUUAUAAUAUUCCUGAGAGAUGAAUCUGUGAAUAAAAUGAAUGUAGGAAAUGAGUAUAAAAUUAUUGGAAUUCCAACCUGUGUCCAAACCUCACAAAGUGCUGUGUGUGUAGAGGCAAGUAGCAUCACUUUUUGUAAUCCUAAAGUUCCUUCAGGAAUUAGUGACAACUUCAGGUGUCUUCUCUCCUUAACGUCCAGCUCAUGCUGGAAGUUUACAGCAAUACUUGCCAACAUCUUUGCAUCACAAAUUGUUCCUCCUGGGACUUAUAAUUUGCUCAAGCUCUGUUUGUUAAUGAGUCUUGUACAGACAAGUGACCGUAACAAGGAACUGGAAGAUUGCCUAGAUGUUUUAAUUAUAACAAAUGAUACUCUACUUGUAGACAGGCUUUUGAAAUUCAGUAUAAACCUUGUACCCCGUGGUAUACAUCAUCCAGUUUCUUCUGAAAUUUUUCCUACUCUAUCCAGGAAUAAGUAUGGAACUGGAGGAGUUAGCAUUCAAGCGGGUAGUGCUUUGUUAGCUAAAGGUGCUAUCUGCUAUAUAGGAGACUUAUCUUUACACAAAAAAGAUAAACUUGAACAACUUCAAUCAGUUCUAGAGAGCAGAAGCAUUACAGUUUACAUCCCAGGAAAGAAGUUUGGGGAUGAUGUUGAUCAACAAGUAACGUUUCCAGUUCAGUGCAGCUUUUGGUCAUUUGUUGACAUGGAUUCAUCCCCAAGGAGAAAUGCACAGAAAACCAACACUCUCAUUGGUCAAAUGGACUGCAGUUUGAUCCCAGCUAAUCUUGUGGAAGUAUUUGGAUUACUGAUUAACUGCAAUGAAUCAUCUCCUUGCAACCCGCUUCUCUCUAUUGUACAACAUACCCUUAAAAAAGCCAUUGAUCCUGAAGGGCUGCUUUAUGUAGCAUCGAAACAAUUCCCAACUGAAGAUUUCGAAAAGCUACUGGCUUUUGCAAAGACUUUGAAUGUAGAAUUCAGCUUGGAGGCAGAGAGAAUGAUUCAUGGCUAUUAUCUAGCAAGCCGCAGAAUCCGAACAGAUUCUAUAUGUGGAUCAAAACUGUCAACAUCUGCAUUAAAAUACUUAGUUUCCCUCUCUGAAGCACAUGCUCGACUAAACUUAAGGAAUAAAGUGCUUAAAGAAGAUGUGUUAAUUGCAGUCUUACUAUUUGAAACAUCUCUUACAUUGAAAUAUGGGGCUACCAUAUUUUGUGUUGCUCCCAAUGCAGUAUUUCCAUUCGAUAUGUACAAUGAGGAAUACUUGGAAAAAAGGGACAUGUAUCUGAUUCAGUGUCAACAACAGCUCCAACAGUUCAUUGCCACUUAUGGACCCGGGACGACUGUUUUCUCUAGUGACGAAUAA
Molecule: messenger RNA, 2046 nt
Organism: Echinops telfairi (small Madagascar hedgehog)
Lineage: Eukaryota; Metazoa; Chordata; Mammalia; Afrosoricida; Tenrecidae
Gene: MCMDC2
Product: minichromosome maintenance domain containing 2
Exons: 14
Coding region: 1-2046 (681 amino acids)
Biological process (GO): double-strand break repair via break-induced replication
Molecular function (GO): ATP binding; DNA binding; single-stranded DNA helicase activity
Source: RefSeq, a predicted model, not a curated record